Molecule: messenger RNA, 1368 nt
Organism: Williopsis jadinii
Lineage: Eukaryota; Fungi; Ascomycota; Saccharomycetes; Phaffomycetales; Wickerhamomycetaceae
Product: aromatic ring-hydroxylating oxygenase subunit alpha
Exons: 1
Coding region: 1-1368 (455 amino acids)
Molecular function (GO): 2 iron, 2 sulfur cluster binding; iron ion binding
Source: RefSeq, a predicted model, not a curated record
AUGGCUUCUGCUGCUACUGCUCCAACUGCUGCUGCUACCACCGCUGCCCGUCCAGGCGAGGACACCUCCAACCCUGAGGAGCUCCUUGCCGGCUCCCACACGCUGCCAUCGUCAUGGUGGUUUUCUGAGAAGAUCUUUGACCUGGAGAAGCGUGCCAUAUUCAUGAAGUCGUGGUUGUACACUGCGCACACCUCCACCUUUAAGAAGGCUGGAGACUACUACGCCUACAACUUCAUGGGGAUGCAAUUCUUCCUCAUCAAGAACAAGAAGGGCGAGAUCAAGGCCUUCCACAACAUCUGCCGUCACAGAGCGUACCCUGUGGUGAGAAAGCAAAAGGGCUCCUCCGUCGUGCUGGGCUGUCUCUACCAUGGUUGGUCCUACAACACCGACGGUGACUUUACAAAGGCCCCACAGUUCGAGAACGUUACGGACUUUGACAAGACAGAGAACGGAUUGUACCCAAUCCGCACCCAUGUCACUGACCAGGGUCUGAUCUUCAUCAACUUUGACAACUCGCCAGAAGGCCCAAUGCCAUUUGGCGAGUUCUUCAAGGGCCUUGAGGAGGAAUUCCACGAGUUCGACUUCAGCGACUACGAGUACCACAUGUCGUACGAGCUGGAUGGUGAGUUCAACUGGAAGACGUUGAUGGACGGCUACAUGGAGUGCUACCACUGUCCAACUGCCCACCCUGGCCUGUCCCAAGCUUUCCACAUGAACACCUACAACGUCAUUCCAAAAGGCCGUUACGCUCGUCACUUCUGUGAGAUCAAGCGUACGGAGGCUGCUCAGCCAGAGCCAAAGAAGGAGGAAUCAAAGGGCUGGUUCGGCUUCGGUAAGCCACAAGAGGUCCAGGACAAGGUUGAAGAGAAGAAGAACGUUGGUGGUGAGUUUGAUGGUUUGUGGAUGUACCUGUUCCCAACCAACGGCAUCAACUGCUACUCACCAGCCUGGUACUCCAUCAGAGUGUUGCCAAUCUCUCCAUCCCACACGAUCUUGCAAUACGACAUCUUCACCAAGAAGGGCUUGCCAGAGGCUGAGAAGAAGGAGUUUGUCGACUUCUUGCAACAGGUUGAGAUCGAGGACUUUGACCUCUGUGUGAAGACUCAGAAGAACUUGAACCAAGGCCUGUACUCCACUGGCUUCCUUCACCCACAGAAGGAGAGAGGUGUUGUGUUUUACCAGAACCUGGUUAAGGACAUGGUGAAGGAGCACUUUGCAAAGGAACAGGAAGCUGGCCACCAGAUAAACCCAGCAAAGCUUGGUGCUGAUAAAGGUGGUGCGGAAACCGAUGAGCUCGAGCACAUCUGUAAGAGCUUGGAAUGUCAAGGCUCUAACCCUGAGACCUUUGCAAAGGAGCUGAACUGGUGA